GUACAUAGCAAUAACACCACUGUGUCUGCACAAGCUGCGCCUGCAUCCCACCGCAAGGAUAAUGUCCUGCAUGAUGUACACAACCACCCCAAAGGACCCGCAGCUACUUUCGCCGCUCCAAAAACUCGCCGGGCGGCUGACGCCGGUGGAGCGCCAGUUCUCCAGAAAUCACGAAAGGGCAGAUGGUAGGCUUGGCGGGAUCCUUUCCGCCCACUCCAGCCAAAUCAGGCGUCUUUGUUGCAUGACGGUGACUAGCCAAUUUUCCUACGACGCCGCUCCAGUGCGUUGGAAGUCGAGGACACCGCAUCCCACGUGCGGCAGAAUUCUGUAUGAGAAAGAAGCAGGAAUCGCACCGAGACCAAAUGUACAAUGCGGGGCGGUCGAAUGGUCCCUAGCCUCGGUCCUCUGAUGAGAAGGUUCCCUACAGGACCCUGUCGUCGUUGCAGACUGAAAAGAAAGCGUCAAGGCAGGAUGCCGGUAGUGAUGUAUGUUGUCGGAAGACUGCUUUAGGCCACUUUUGUUGAAGGCCACAGGCACCGUAAUCAUGCUGCUCGAAACCAGCGACAUCUUCACGCUGAAGGCCUUGGCCGUCUUGGUCGGGGCCUACUUUGUGUAUGGCCUCGCGCUCGCCAUCUAUCGCCUCUAUCUGAGUCCUCUGAGCAAAUUUCCUGGCCCGAAGCUUGCUGCCGCGACAUUCUGGUACGAGUUCUACUACGACGUAUGGCUCGGAGGGAAAUACAUUUUCCACAUCAAUCAGCUGCACCAGAAGUACGGCCCCGUCAUCCGCAUCAACCCUCUCGAGAUCCACGUGCAGACACCCGAGUUCUACGAUGUGCUUUAUAGCGGGCCGGGUCACCGGCGGCAUAAGUGGUAUUACGCUACGCGCGGCUUCGGCGCGGACACAUCGACGUUUGCCACGGUGGCCCACGAUGCCCAUCGAAUGCGCAAGGCGGCCCUGAGCCAGUUCUUCUCCAUGGGUCAGGUGCGGCAGCUGGAGCCCGUCAUCCAGAAGGUCGUCGACGCCUUUAUGCGCCGCGUCGACGGUUUUAGGGCCGACGGUCAGGUGCUUAGGAUUGAUACGGCUUGCAGCGCACUCACGGCGGAUAUCACCAUGCAGUACGCCAUCGGCAAGCCAAGCCGCCUCGUCGAGGUUCCGGACUUCGAUCUUGCUUUCCAGGAGUCGCUGCUUGACUCAGGCCGCCAACUCUUCCUGUCGAGACAGUUUCCCGUCCUCCUACGCCUCGUGAGAAAGGCUCCCAGUUCCUUGAUGCUGAAGCUCAAUCCAACACUGACCUCCUUUUACAAUCUACAAAUGAGCAUCGGUGCCCAGGUAGCCCGUAUCCUCAACGGAUCGCCCGAUGAGCAGCGCCAUCCCGCCGCGCACCGUACAAUCUUUGUUGAGCUCCUGGACAGCAAGCUACCGCCGGAUGAGAAGACUUUUGUCCGACUCGCGGAAGAAGGCGGGGUGCUCAUCGGCGCGGGAACGCUCACCACGGCCUGGGCCCUCACCGUGGCCGUAUACUACUUGCUUCGGGAGCCCGAAUGUCUCGUCAGACUCAAGCAAGAGCUCGCAGCGGCUCUGCCCGGCGCCGAUCGCUCGGCAACAACAGCCAACAGGCCGCCAACCAAAGAAGCCCUCCUCCCCAUUCUCGAACGGCUUCCAUACCUCAACGCUGUCAUCCAAGAGUCCCUGCGCCGCAGCUACGGCGUAGCGUCGCGGCUGACGCGCCUCGCCCCAGACGAAGAACUAGUGGUGCCUGGGGGAGACGGCCGGGAAUGGCGGAUCCCGCCCAACACGCCCGUCUCCAUGACGCAACUGGACAUGCUUCUUGACGAGGGCAUCUUCCCUCUGGCCCGACGGUUCCGGCCGGAGCGUUGGAUAGAGAACCCCAAGCUGGCGCGGUUCCAGGUCGCCUUCGGCAAGGGAUCGCGGCGGUGCCUGGGAAUGAACCUCGCCCUAGCCGAAAUCUACCUCGUCCUUGCGGCGCUCUUUGGCCGGUACGGCUCCAGGGAGGUCAGAAUGAACGGCGACGUGGGAUACCUGGAGCUGUUUGAGACGGACGACAGCGAUAUUGAGUGCUCGGUGGACGGCUUCCUUCCUCUCCCGAAGAAGGACACCAAGGGCGUGAGGAUCAGGGCGCAUCCUUGGUAACCACUCCUCCCAAUAUGCUUGGGCUGAGGAUAUGCAGGCUUUUUGCUCGGAAGCGUGGGAAAUCUUGUCUUCGAUAGAAAUAGGGGAAAUCGUUGACCGGCUUUGAAGUGAACGGUUCCUUAGUACCAGCCGCUGAUCUGGACACCGCGCGCAAUGCCUGAUGCCAGCUUUGGUUUCUGGCUGCGACUCUACGCCGAGUAACUUGAAGGCAACAAGAAACAUUGGAAGAAGUGCCGCCUCCUCAAGUUUUGCUUGACA
Messenger RNA from Parathielavia appendiculata, 2410 nucleotides. RefSeq names its product cytochrome P450. The record is from RefSeq and is a predicted model, not a curated record. The transcript has 4 exons. Gene Ontology annotation, molecular function: oxidoreductase activity, acting on paired donors, with incorporation or reduction of molecular oxygen; iron ion binding; heme binding. Lineage: Eukaryota; Fungi; Ascomycota; Sordariomycetes; Sordariales; Chaetomiaceae. The coding region runs from base 488 to 2152 and encodes 554 amino acids.